AUGGCCACGCCAGCCCCGGCUUUCGAACUCGACCCUGGUCUCUGGAACCAGACGCUUUACGGAAAGAUGCGUGAGUUCUGGUUCGGCAAUAUACCUGCUGGCUCAGAAACACCGCCUAUGGAGCAGAUGAAAAAAUGGUUUGGCAUAGCGCAAUCACCAGAAGUCAAGAAGGAGAUGGAUAGCCAGUGCAAGGCCAUGGCUGAGCCGGCCCUGAACAGCAUAACACCAGAGCACCUCACAUUACCGGCAUUCAAAAAAUAUGAAGACGAACAGGCACAGGCAGAGACACUUGCUGCGCCGUUCUUGCAUGAGGUCGAGACAGCACGACAGCAAGGCGAAGAGAUGGCUUCACAGACACUGCUAUCGGUGAUUCUAUUGCUGGAUCAGAUGCCUCGUAACAUUCUCCGUGAACAGCACGAGCUGCCUCUCGUCUACAAUCAUUACGACCGCCUUGCCUACGCGUUAGUCAUGGGAUCUCUCGAGAAAACGCCUGAGCUCUUCACGCACCCCUCGGUGCAAAACCGGAUGUAUUGGAUGUGGCUACUCAUGCCACUCACCCACAGCGAGCACUUGCCAUCGCAUCGUCGAUUGUAUGAAUUAGGCGAGCAGUUCGCCAAGAACGCGAAUGAACCGAAGGAAGGUGCGGUCGCGGACUACGCAAGAUCAUGGUUCAAGGCAUAUGGCCAGCACUACGAACCUAUUGAGAAGUUUGGCCGCUUUCCGCAUCGAAAUCAAUGUUUAGGGAGGAUGACUACGCUGGAAGAAACUAAGUAUCUCCAGACUGCAGAUACGUUCGGCGUAGAGCAAAAGGAAGCGAAGCAGACAAAGGAUGAAUUGUAA
Recurvomyces mirabilis is the source of this 840-nucleotide messenger RNA. RefSeq lists its product as uncharacterized. The transcript has a single exon. Gene Ontology annotation, molecular function: protein binding. The record is from RefSeq and is a predicted model, not a curated record. NCBI's taxonomy places the organism in Eukaryota, Fungi, Ascomycota, Dothideomycetes, Mycosphaerellales, Teratosphaeriaceae. Bases 1 to 840 code for a protein of 279 amino acids.